AUGAAAAAUCUCAAAAUCUUCCUAAUUGUUUGUAGCUUUUGUAUGUUUGGUUAUGUAUCCAGCGCUGGAAUCAGGAUCGUGAACGAACUCAAAAAUAAGAAAACUCUUUGGAUAAGAUGCUAUUCCAAAGACGACGUAUUAGGUCCAACAAUAAUACCAAACGGAGGACAUUUUACAGAUUAUUUCUUUCAUAAUCUGUUUGGCACGACACGUUUCAUGUGUACCUUAAAACAAGGACCUGGAUUUAGACACAACCAGAGUUUUAGAGCAUUUAAAAAAUCUGGCUUAUGGGAUUGGAGAGCAAGAGAUGAUGGAAUCUAUUUAAGAAGAAUAUAUAAGUCGAGAUUUGAUGAUGGUGUAGAGAAUUUACGUAAAGAACAAGAUUGGAUAUAUUAAAACAUUAACAAGCUUGGAUUACUCUUCCUUAAGACAUCAUAUAUUAUAUAAAAGAAAGUUUCAU
Molecule: messenger RNA, 460 nt
Organism: Capsella rubella
Lineage: Eukaryota; Viridiplantae; Streptophyta; Magnoliopsida; Brassicales; Brassicaceae
Product: S-protein homolog 32
Exons: 1
Coding region: 1-396 (131 amino acids)
Source: RefSeq, a predicted model, not a curated record